GGGGGAUGGGUGGUGGCGGCGGCGGGAUUGGCCAGGCCGCGCGCAGGUCACGGAGGAGCAGGAACUUCAGCCCCUUCCGCAAACCAAGACCCGCCAGCUAGAGCCGCCGCCCAAUCCCUUUCGGCUGAAGUCUUCCUCCGCCGCCCCGGCGCCGCCCGCUCGCACUCGCUGUGGAACCCGCGGCGGAAGGGGCGGAGGGGCCGCGCGGCGCUGCGUCCGGGAGACGUUUUUCUAGGGGCACUGUUAUUUGUGACCGCAAUGAAAAAUGUAGACAGUGAUGAUCUGGUAACUGGCACAUUUCCCAAGCUCAAGAGCUCAAAAAAAUGGCUGGAGCCCAAGCCCCUUUGUUUUAUGGAGGUCUUAGCUAAAGAAGAUACUGAUACAGCUAUUCAAUCAAUAUUAUACAGAGAAAAUUAUAUAACUAAGGAACUAGAUAAGUAUUUACAACAUCAAGCCUUCUUAAAUGCAAGAAGAAAGGAGAUGUUAUAUAAAAGAUGGGUUGACCACGUGGCACAUCCUCUUCAGAAGAAAAUUAUAGAAAAAGUUUGCUCACAUAAGAAGAUUAAAAAAAGGAGACAAGAGGAAUCAGACAGCUUUAUAAAAUAUGUAAAUAAAAAGGGAAGUGCAUUUAUAGAACAUUACGAUCCAAAGGAGUAUGAUCCCUUUUAUAUGAGCAAUAAGGACCCCAAUUUUCUGAAGGUUACCAUCCCACCAUUUCGUGACCCUUUGAAAAAAGCACAAUAUGACAAGGAUAAUGAAAAAAGAACUCUUCUUCAGUGUGAGACUGGCAAAAUGUAUACAAUAAAAGAAUUCAAAGAAGUUGAGAAGGCUCAGCUGCAUUCCAGAUUCCCACAAAUUUCUAAUUCAAGGAACUUUAUGACUCCAAAUGAGUGGUUAAAACUGCCUACAGGAUACAUAGAAAGUGAAUUUUGUAAAAGGAGAAGGUUAAAGGUGAAAGUGAAUUUUAACAACUGUAGUUUUGAUCUGAAACCCUUGGCAAGAACUCCUUCUCUUCUGGAAUCCCAGGAAGAAAGAAAAGCAGUUAUUUACAAAAACAAAGGGUCAUCCUGUCUAGAAAAAGAACCGUUGUGUUAUCAAAAGGCGAAGAAUCCAAGUGCCAAAGAGGCCACCUCUGAAGGGCAUUUUUCGUCCUUGAGCCUCAGCCAGGAGGUGGAACAGGAGGAAGACCAGGAUGGGUCCCCUUCCUCCGGGUUGGGGCUACUGAGGCUGGAGCUACAAGAAAGAAAAGGGAGGUUUUAGCAACCAAGGAGCACACAUCCUGAUCCUUGAUUGGUGAAAGGAUACACAAAAUAAGGCUGCUUCAGAGGAAGUUGUUUGCUUGCGGGAAUCAGGGUGAAGGCCAAGGAAGGCACUCAAGAAUUGUGUCUCUAAAAAAAACCAUCUGCAACAAACUUCAAUUAUUAAGUUCAGUGUCUGUGAUAAUUAAGAAAUGGCAAUACCAUGUAUUUUCCCCAGAAGUUAAGAAAUAUUGCCGAAUGAACCAAUAAAAUUAAUUAUAGCUACCU
This is a messenger RNA of Saimiri boliviensis boliviensis (Bolivian squirrel monkey), 1526 nucleotides long. RefSeq names its product family with sequence similarity 228 member B (gene FAM228B). The record is from RefSeq and is a predicted model, not a curated record. NCBI's taxonomy places the organism in Eukaryota, Metazoa, Chordata, Mammalia, Primates, Cebidae.